AUGAAACAUUUUCUUAUAUUUUUCUUUGGCUGUAUUGUGGCUGUUUCAAUAGCAAUCAAUACAACAGUAUCUACGAACAAUACAGUGAAGGUGGUUGUUGAUGAUGAUAAUAAUAAUGAAAGUUUUUAUACUGUUGAUGUGCUUUUAACAGCUGGUGAAGUAUUUUCUUCAAAAAUGAGUCAAAAUGAUACAGGUUUAUCAAUUCGUUUAACAGCUCGUGAUGGUACAAUUAGUGCAUGGUAUCGUUUAUAUUCAAAUGGAGAAUUAAAUUAUUUUGGUCAACGUAGUUAUGUUUUACCAGGUGCUACACGUAAUUUAGGUCUUAUCUCAAGUAUUUCUAUUCGUGUUGAUCAAAUUGAAUUAGCUGUAUUAUCAAUGCCAUAUUAUCUUUGUAUUCAUGGUACAACAAAUAAUAAUACAAUCAAUGAAAAUUGGAGUGGAUGUGCUUAUAUUCAACCACCUGUUGAAAGUAAAAAUAGUGAUGAUAAACAAUAUCCAUUGCUUAAUGCAAAUGGAAAAUUAAUAUAA
Adineta steineri is the source of this 528-nucleotide messenger RNA. The record is from the annotation of a GenBank genome assembly. NCBI's taxonomy places the organism in Eukaryota, Metazoa, Rotifera, Eurotatoria, Adinetida, Adinetidae.